CUGCACUUCCCUCGACUGACAGAGCAGCUGUAAUCGUGUCCUUCUGACAGCUACACUGUCAGCUGAAGUAAUACAUCUUAUUUAUACAGCAAACCAAAAACAAAUGUCGGGAGGCCUGAGAAAGAGGUUCACAUUCGUCUGUUAGUGUGGUAAAGGUUAUUUAGCGGCAGCGCUAGCUGGCUAAAGUAGCUCAGAACUGCUUUGUUUACAUUCCUAGUUCAGUUCAAGCAGCUUUCAUAGAGGGUUUAUAGCAGCAUAUAAAAGCUGUUAGACUGUUAGAGACACAAUCUCAGCGGCCUGGCGCAUCAUAGGUGCUCAAUUUGACCCUGAUUUGGCUAAAACAAGUAAUAUUUGUGCCUGUGCUUCAUUAAACGCCAGUAUGGGGAUGUGUUUGCCCUGUCUGAGUGGAGCUGAGGAUGAUGCAGCAGUCACACCAGACCCCGAGACGAGGAGAAGACAGCUAGCGGAGGCUGCAGAGAAGAGACAGAAAGAGACCACCUGCAGAGGUAUCAAAAACCCAGAAGCCUUGGAGAGGAAAAAGAAGAAACUAGAAGAGACAGAGAAACAGAGCAUGACCUCUGCAGCUUCUGGAGGCGGUGGGCUGAAGUGGCAGGUUGGCUAACACAGGCUGAAGGGAAGAUCGCUGAUGUGUCCACUGCGGGGGUCACCCUUCAUCCACACUGACUUGAGAGAUUCUUCGGUUCUGAUUUUGAAGUGUACACUAGCUAGGAGAGUUUGCAUAGACUCUAGAUUUUUUGCCAAGCUCUUGCACUGAACUCCUCAUCCUCCAGGCCUUCUGAUUGGCCAGAGUGCAUUCAGGCCACACCCCUUUAAAUGCCAAGAUGGGCUAGCUAGUGGGUUUAUGGGUCUUUAGCAAUUCAUGUUUUGUUUUGUUUUGUUUUAUCCCCUUCAACCUGUUCAGUUUGUGUUCAUGCAUCAUUUCAGACACGCAGCUUUUGUUCCGAUGUGCUUUCUAUUUUUAACAUUAGUAGAAUCCUCAGAUCUGAAUGUCAUUUUAAUACCAAUUUAUACAACUGAACAGCAUCUUUUAUAUUGAAUUUUGGAUAAUACAUAUAUAGCCACUUGUAGUUAUGCAUCAGUUACCAGUGCAUUUUGCGAUUGGGCAUGACUUGAAGUAUAAUAAUAAUAAUAAUGCAUAUUAUGUCAGUAAGCACUUUCACUGCCUGUUGAUUGUACGACUUGCUGUUCUUAUGAACCAAAUUGAAUGUGCAUCACUUUAUCUCAUGAGAUGCAUUGAUUUCUCACCGUUUUCCGAAGGCUACUGACUGUCUUCCGUUAAGAAAAUCUUAACUUAAAGCAUUUAAACUCAACAUCCAUACAGUAUGUCCAUAUAUUUUAUCUUUAGAAACUCAUCUUAUUGCCUUUAAUGCAUUUAUUUGAUGUAUUGCUCAUGAGUUGUAAUGUCUGCCUACAGCAACUCAUUCACUGCUUGAGGCAGGGAAACAAAUAAACAAGUGAAACAUCUU
Messenger RNA from Carassius gibelio (silver crucian carp), 1487 nucleotides. RefSeq names its product small VCP/p97-interacting protein. The coding region runs from base 380 to 622 and encodes 80 amino acids. The record is from RefSeq and is a predicted model, not a curated record. Gene Ontology annotation, cellular component: endoplasmic reticulum membrane. Lineage: Eukaryota; Metazoa; Chordata; Actinopteri; Cypriniformes; Cyprinidae. The transcript is spliced from 4 exons. Gene Ontology annotation, biological process: negative regulation of VCP-NPL4-UFD1 AAA ATPase complex assembly; positive regulation of autophagy; negative regulation of retrograde protein transport, ER to cytosol.